Molecule: messenger RNA, 735 nt
Organism: Brassica oleracea var. oleracea
Lineage: Eukaryota; Viridiplantae; Streptophyta; Magnoliopsida; Brassicales; Brassicaceae
Exons: 1
Coding region: 1-735 (244 amino acids)
Source: RefSeq, a predicted model, not a curated record
AUGGAACCAAAUCAGAAGUUGUCUAAGGAGAAUGGAGUUUUGUUAGAAGAUGUUAAGCAGUAUCGCAAAUUGGUUGGGAAGCUUCAGUAUUUUACCAAUACUAGACCUGACAUCGCAUAUGCAGUUUCUAAGCUAGCUCAGUUUUCUUGUGCUCCAACUGAUGUUCAUUUGAAGGCUGUCCAUAAGGUGUUGAGAUAUCUUAAAGGUACUAUUGGACAGGGUGUGUUCUAUGGAGUAGAAGAUAACUUUGACUUGCGAGGAUUCUCUGAUUCUGAUUGGGGAGGUUGCCCUGAUGAUAGAAGAUCAGUUACGGGUUAUACGAUGUUCCUUGGUAAUUCUUUGGUGUCUUGGAGAUCACAGAAGCAGGACAUUGUGUCGAUGAGUACUGCUGAAGCGGAGUAUCGUGCUAUGAGCAUGGCCACUAAGGAGAUUAUGUGGUAUUGUGGUAUUCUUAAGUCACUUCGUGUUCCGUUCUCUCCUCCUCCUUACUUAUACUGUGAUAACACAGUUGCUCUUUACAUAGCUACCAACUCUAUUUUUCAUGAGCGAACCAAACAUGUGGAGUUUGAUUGCCAUAAGGUGAGAGAGUGCAUUGUUCGUGGUAUCUUGAAGACGAUGUAUGUUCGUACUGAUAAUCAGCUAGCCGAUGUAUUGACUAAGGCAUUAUACCCAGCUCCAUUUCGAGAUAUCAUUAGCAAGAUGGGUGUUCUUAACCUUUAUACACCUUCAUCUUGA